UAAAAAGGAGAAUUCAUCGUGAGACGGGUCUGACUUUAGCAUUUUAGUUUUAUUUUUCUAAAGUUACACAGGCUUUUUUCAAAAACGGAUCACGGCGUCAACGUGUGAUUUUCCGAAAACCUUUGCCCGAAUCCAAGCAACGGGUGAAAAGAAGGCGGGUGGGUGUAUAAUAUUGGGAAUGCAAAUACUGCAACGCUUCAUAUCGUCGAGGGAACACGACUUUUUCACGGCAACUAAAACGACAACGACGGCAAGGUCUACGUUCUUUGAACCGUCCAUUCGAUUACACCAACAACAAACUACGAAAAAUCUCCUUUGAUUUGUUGUCUUUCUGUGCUACAAAAGAAACUUACACAGUCAUGGAGGACGGACUUACAAAUGAACAAACCGAAAAGAUUCUACAAUUCCAAGAAAUCACAGGGAUUGAAGAUAUGAACGUAUGUCGGGACGUCUUAAUAAGACAUCAGUGGGACCUUGAGGUGGCGUUCCAAGAACAAUUAAAUAUACGCGAAGGCAUUCCAACCACCUAUGCUGCCUCGAGAGAUGUACGCGCACCCGCUGUUAUCGAUGAUCGUUUUUUGCAGCAAGUGUUCUCUGCAAAUAUGCCCGGUGGCCGAUUGGCGCGUGUUGGUUCAGGUCCAAUCCCGCGCAGCUUUUCCGGCAUCAUCGGCUAUGUGAUCAACAUUGUAUUUCAGUACUGCUACUCAACAUUCGCGGGUGUUCUAAAUGCUUUACUAAGUCUUGGACGGAAUGACGAAAGAAUUGUCACUGAUCCACUCGGGGAUGUUAUGAGCUUUAUACGCUCCUACAAUGAGCGUUAUCCAUCGCACCCGGUCUUCUAUCAAGGCACAUAUGCGCAAGCGCUGAAUGAUGCUAAACAAGAGCUGCGUUUCCUGCUCAUAUACCUGCACAAAGAUGCCACAAAAAAUCCAGAUGUGGAUUCAUUGUGCCGCACCACACUAUCAAAUCAAUCGGUGAUUGAUUAUAUUAAUCGUAAUAUGCUUUUCUGGGGCUGUGACGUAUGUUCUCCGGAAGGUUAUAGAGUAGCACACGCUUUAAAUGUGCACAUCUAUCCGACGAUGGUGUUAAUUACACUACGAAACAACCGCAUGGUUGUUGUGGGUCGCUUCGAAGGCGAUUGCACUCCUGAAGAAUUGAUACGGCGUAUGCAUACUGUGAUCUCAGCAAAUGAAAUAUGGUUAAGUCAAGCGCGUGCUGAUCGCUUGGAGCGCAAUCUCACACAGACUCUGCGUCAGCAACAAGACGAAGCAUAUCAACUUAGUUUGCGUGCAGACGAAGAGAAGGAACGGCUGCGUCAGUUGGAACGAGAUGCAGAGCGCAAAGCACAAGAGGCUAUCGAACGGGAGCGCGCGGAAGAAGCACGUAGAAUAGAAGAAAUUGCUCGACUCAAAAUUGAGUUAGCUGAAAGGGUACCAAACGAGCCACCGGCCGGUACAAUGGAUGCCAUCAGUGUCGUAUUUAAACUGCCCAACGGCGCACGACUUGAACGACGCUUUCUGAAUUCCAAUUCAUUAAUUGAUGUUUACAAUUAUCUCUUUUGUCACCCGUCGUCACCUGAUGAAUUCGAGAUAACAACGAAUUUUCCUAAACGUGUCCUUUAUGCUAGUUCAUACUCUCAUAACGCCAACGUCAAUGGCAAUGGAAAUGACACCACAUUGGCUGAAGCCGGCUUGAAGCACCGAGAAGUGCUUUUUGUGAAUGACUUGGAGGCGUAAUGUCCAUAGCAAUAUUUUAUACAACAUACAACAGCAACAAACAAAACAAUCAUUGGUCAACGUUUGAUCAGAUUUCAUAGAGUAGUACAAUGAAUGCAAGUUUGUUUUGCCACUGAGCACGAAAAAACUACGCUACUAAAUCAACACUACCGAACGGGAUGUUUUCAGAAGCUGAAAGCAAAACAAAACAAAACGUAUAUAAGAUUUGUGACAAGAGCAAAUGAAGCGCUUGUUGCUGGACAUAUGAAUCGUGUGUCGUCGUGUUGAAGCUCAUAUAUACAUUUAUAACAACAUGCAUUGUUAUUUAAUUUAUGUGUUUCAAAUUUUUUUAUUAAUUUAAGUAAUUGUACUGUUUCCCUUGCUUUUUAACGUACUUAUCAUUUGUAUAGUAUGUAUGUAGCAAAAAUACUUGGACUAAUCUAACUUAUCUCUUCGAACCGAACACACUGCAUUAUUUCUCUCUCUUCCCUUCUCUCUUUACUUAUGACAGUCGUAAAUAACAUUUUAUCACAAAAAAAAACAAAAAUUCAGAAAGAUUUGUAGAAUUAUUUACAUUUCUAUAUAAAAUUUAAAUAAAACAGUAUGCUGAAGCAUAA
Molecule: messenger RNA, 2332 nt
Organism: Anastrepha obliqua
Lineage: Eukaryota; Metazoa; Arthropoda; Insecta; Diptera; Tephritidae
Gene: Faf2
Product: FAS-associated factor 2
Exons: 5
Coding region: 360-1736 (458 amino acids)
Cellular component (GO): endoplasmic reticulum
Molecular function (GO): ubiquitin binding
Source: RefSeq, a predicted model, not a curated record